UUUCCUCGACAACAACAUAUUCGAUGGCCAAAUCCAUCUCAAUUUGGGGACCUCACCUGCUUCCGUGAUCGUGAUCGUGAUCGUGAUCGUGAUCGUGAUCGAUUCAGCGAACAAUGUCAGUGGUGACAUCCCAACUAGUUUUGGCUACAUGGGUCCAGAAUUUGUUCCUCAAUAACCAGUUAACGGGUUGUGUUCUGAAGGGGUUGGGAUGUUGAUGCAGAUGCAAGUUCUGGAUGUGAGCUUCAACUCAUUGAUGGGUCAUUUGCCGGACUCCAUUUCUUGUUCUGGUCACAACAAGCUUUCUGGUGUUCUGCCUGAUCUGGUUUCCAGUGGGAACCCUUAUCCGUCUGAAGUGUUAGCUACUUCCAUGUCUGCCCCAUCGCCAUGAACAAGAUUAAUAGAGAGAGAAAGUAACAUUGGGAUGAACUGAGAGAGAUAAAUCAGGAAGAAAGAAGAAGCGAAAGGAGGAAGAAAAGAUUUUGCAGAGAGGGUUUCACCGCUGAAUAGAGCCGAAGAAAAAAGGAAGGGUUUCGACCCGAAAACCACAAAAUGGAGACCUAAAUCCACAAAGCUUUGUGAGCCGUUGGAUCGCGUUCAGUCACGUGUCAGCAGCCUAAGGGCUCUACGCCGGUCUCCGCCACAGAUCGUCUCCACAGACUAUGUUUUCCCAGUCCUCCAUUACCCUCAUACCGUCUAGAGAUCUUUAUGUACAGCAGAGGUAGUCGGUGGUCCGUAGUCCAUUACCCCCAAGGGGCUCUGCGCCCCCGUCGAUCUGUCUCUCAUUCAACUGCGAUUCCCUGAUUCUCGCAGUCACGGAUUCAGAUCUUCUGAUUGGAGUUCUUAGUCCAAACUCAUAAAUCAGUUCCUUUUCCUAAUCUCGAUUUCAUUUGGCGUAUUAUUUGUUUCUGAUUCAUCAAACUCUCGAAGGUAGAAGUCAUUAUUUUCAUAGUUUCGAUCAUAGGGUCAUGAACAUUAUCUGAGUAACACAAUCACUUCGUCCCCAUAACGAUCGAAGAGUCUUAGAUAAUGGCAGGAAUAGCUAUUUUGUUGGAUAUUCUGAGGAAAAAUCCGUCUGUUUCGACCACAACUCUGCAUUCUUAUGGCUUAUUUUCCGCUUCUGUUGCUGCUUCGGCCGCGGCCGCUUCUGUUGCAGCUGGAAGACCUUUUGCUUCUAGGUUUUUGUUCGGUGAUGGAGGGAUAUCAGUUGCUUUUUCUGAUGCUGGUGCAGAAUGGGCUGAAGAUUACAUCUCUAAAUUACGAAGUGCUUCUGGAAAUGUCUUUCAGCACGAUUCUAUCAAGUACAAUACCAAGGAAUACCCAAUAGAAUUAAAGCCUCUAUUCUCAGCUUUUGGAAUGAGGUCUUUUGCAAUGACAUCCUUGAGGUCCUUCUUAAUGUUCUAUUUGCCUCUUUUGGAGCCUCGUACGAACAUAAACGAGGACGACGAUGAUUUCUUACAGGACUCCUCAGAAGAGCAGCAUGUUGAUUAUGUUGUUCCCUUUAAAAAAUCCAUCAAGCAAAUCGUUCGUGAAACUACAGUUGUAACAACAAGGCGGGUGCUGGAAAGACUCGCUGUACAUUAUGUGUCACAGCGGAUGGCAUGGAAGCUGCUGAAAGAUGCUCCAAAAUCUGCAAAGCGCAAGGCUGGAAGGGGGAUGCCAACUUUUGUUUACUUCUACAGUGUCAGUCGAACUACUUUCAGAGGUCAUUUGCUUGGAGUUUUAGCAUCAUGGCUUGUCCAAGUAGGAAUUGAGAUAUAUCGAUGCUUCUCUCUUAUUGCCAAUGGUGGAGAGGAGAAUGAUAGUGAUAAACGGGAACAAAUUCAGGUUCUUGGGAAGAAGGUUUCAGGUGCGACUGUAAGGUGUGGUGCAUCCUUGGUCUUUGCUUCUAUUGGAGGUGGGAUUGGUGCCAUUUUCCAUCCUUCAGCAGGGCAAUGGAUUGGCUGUGCUAUUGGGGACUUAGCUGGGCCCAUAAUUGUGACAUUUUGCUUGGAGAGGACGCUUCACCUGGAGCUUUAGUACCUAUGGGAUGAGCCUAGCAUUUCUUUAUUUUUGCGCUGGAUUGAAAUUUGGACCAGUGCGCCUUAAUUGUGAUUCAGAUCUUCAGAAUGGUUACAAAAAAUUUUAACUGUUUUUAUUUCUAGAAGCAACUAUGGGGCAGAUGUUGGGAGUAGGAAAGGCACUUCCCAUUUCCAAUAGGCUGUAGGCUGUAGGCUGUAGGCUGUAGGGCUGUAGGCUGUAGGCUGAAGACACAAUUUGGGAGUGGAAUUGCAGUUGCUUUUCUUUGUUUACAGAUUAUCUCAGAAACUUGAUUGUGAGAAAUUUUGGACCUUCGAAAAUAAGUUGCUGAUAAACCGUCAGCGUGGCUCAUCA
Macadamia integrifolia is the source of this 2370-nucleotide messenger RNA. RefSeq lists its product as uncharacterized. NCBI's taxonomy places the organism in Eukaryota, Viridiplantae, Streptophyta, Magnoliopsida, Proteales, Proteaceae. Bases 1027 to 2016 code for a protein of 329 amino acids. The record is from RefSeq and is a predicted model, not a curated record. The transcript has 6 exons.